Molecule: messenger RNA, 4025 nt
Organism: Cheilinus undulatus (humphead wrasse)
Lineage: Eukaryota; Metazoa; Chordata; Actinopteri; Labriformes; Labridae
Gene: faxca
Product: failed axon connections homolog, metaxin like GST domain containing a
Exons: 6
Coding region: 191-1423 (410 amino acids)
Cellular component (GO): cytoplasm
Source: RefSeq, a predicted model, not a curated record
GCCAGCUUGGAGCGGGCUGCGGAGGAUGUGGACCCCGCUGCGGGGACAGGCUCCGGGCGGGACGCUUGUGUCCAGUCGGUUGUUCCCUGCCCUGUCGUCCCGCACGCGCAGCCCCCUGCACCCAUGAAGCCCCCGCUGAUGAAGCCCCGAGCAGCCAGAGUGAGGCGGAAAGUGGCCGGAGACAGAGAGCAUGUACUGGCGCGUCGGGUUUGCCUGGACGCGGUCGUGUGUGGUUGAUCUUGGCCAGAACCAGAGCUUCUCUUCCGGCCUGCUGGGCUCCGAUGAGACGCUCUCGUUUUAUGGGUACAUCAUCGCCUACCCCCUGCAGGACUACGGCGGGAUCAUGUCGGCUCUGGGCUCGGACUCUUGGUGGCGGAAGACGCUGUAUUUGACUGGAGGGGCUCUGCUCGCUGCUGCUGCUUAUCUGCUGCACGAACUGCUGGCCAUCAGAAAGGAGGAAGAGCUGGACUCUAAAGAUGCCAUCAUACUCCACCAGUUCUCCAGGCCCAAAACCGGCGCCCCAUCCCUGUCCCCCUUUUGCCUUAAGAUGGAGACCUACCUCCGCAUGGUGGACCUGCCCUACCAGAACUACUUUGAUGGGAAGCUCUCACCACAGGGAAAGAUGCCAUGGAUUGAGUACAACCAGGAGCAGGUGUGCGGCUCUGAAUUCAUCAUCGACUUCCUGGAAGAGCGGCUGGGCGUGAGCCUCAACAAGAGCCUGACGCCGCAGGAAAAAGCUGUAUCCCGUGCCAUUACCAAAAUGGUGGAGGAGCAUUUCUACUGGACGAUAGCUUACUGUCAGUGGGUGGACAACUUGGAGGAGACCCAGAAGAUGCUGUCGGUGAGCGGACCACUGAGUGACCUGCUCAAGUGGAUUCUGAGUCACCUGACUGGUGGGAUUGUAAAGAGGGAGAUGUACGGUCAUGGAAUUGGACGCUUCUCUAAGGAGGAAGUUUACGCCCUGAUGGAGAAGGAUAUGCGCACCUUGGCCACUCUACUUGGUGAUAAGAAGUAUCUCAUGGGCUCUAAGCUUUCGACAGUAGACGCCGCUGUGUUCGGUCACCUGGCCCCCGCCAUGUGGACUCUACCAGGAACACGGCCGGAGCAGCUCAUUAAAGGCGAGCUCAUCAACCUGGCCAUGUACUGCGAGCGGAUCCGCCGGCGUUUCUGGCCCGAGUGGUUUGUGGACCUGGAGGACUUCUGCUACACCGACAGCACAGAUGGCAGCGACUCGCCCUCCAAACUCCCCGACCUGGGCCUCUACUCUGGCACAGACACUUUCCAUGACUGUACACACACCCACACUUCACACACUCACACGCCACAGGACCCACCGUCGCCUGACAGUGACCCUACAGGCCACUCGCUGUAUGACUCUGACAUGGACACGGAGUGCUCAGAAAUGGACCAACUCAAGUGUUGACAACACAUACACGCAUAGUACACACCACAUUGAAAUGCACAUCAGAGAGGGGAGCUGCGUUUAUCCUGCACACGAGCCCCUGACAUCUUUGAAGAUAUUCUGGGGAGUAUUUCUGUGUCAGUGGAGGAGAGAAGGACCUUGAGGUUCACCCGGCACACUCUAGUGGAGGAAUGGCUGCAAACAGAGUGAGAAACACAGAUGAAAAGGAAAAGAGUGUCAGAAGCUGAGUGAACAGAUCAGGAAAGUAGGAAAGUCACAGUGAAGGCAGAUAGAAAAUAGAGGCAGAGUUAAACAAGAGAUCAGGAGUAAAUGACGCAGCUGCUGAGAUACUCCUCCACGUGGUCAUUUACAGUUACAACUUCCACCUGUGCUGUUGUAACCAUGGCAACUACUGUAUGGUCGUGUCCCCCUGUUGUCCCUCGUAGCAACCUCGCACCACCCGGCCUUGUGUGUAUUGACUAAUUGAACCCAUAAAGCCUUUUGUUGAAAUGACAGCGACACAUAAGGAACUGUACAGGAUUUAUCCAGUGUACAUAUAUAAAUGAACCUGAAUAAAUAGGUAGAAUAUUUGAUUAUAUAUGAGUAUAAAUAGUAUAGAUAGUGUGGACAUGUAGAUUUAUCCCAUCCCUGUAAAUACUGUAGGUGUUUCUCCCUUCUGUGUGUUGGACACAUUGACCAAACUGUCUUGUAGGAGAUCAGAAGAGGACCCUCUUAUACUGUAUGUAUCAGUCUACACAACUGGGAUAUUACAGUAAUGCCUGCUGCCCAUAUUUAAAUAAUGCAGUAGAAUUUAAUGGAAGAUAAUGGAGCGUUAACCUCAAUCUGCUAGAAUACUUUGAAGCUGGAUAAAGUCUGUUUCAGACAUUUAUUUUGCCAAAAAUACUUUCUCCCCACAUUAGAGGCAUAUUAUGGCAACAUACACGCACCUGUGUUAAGUCUGUCUAUAAGGACCAGAGCUUUAGGUUCAAUUGGACAUUUAACAUGCUUUCAUGCAUCUAAAGCGAGUCAAACAAUCAUGUAGAAAUAGAUAUGUCGCCUGAAUGAAAGUGCAUGGCUGGUACGUGCCAAUGAAAUCUCCCUUUACACUUCAUGUGGAUAUAUUUAUCUACAUUUCUCAGCUGGCUCAUUUAUUUAUUUAUUAAGUGUAUGCUUUUUUGGUGCCUCUAGCCACGUUAAACACAUAAAGAUGUAGCUGAUUUUUUAAAGGAGUAAUUUAAAAUGACUCAAAAUAUUGUAGUAAUAAGAAGUGGUUGUUGAGCAAUAACAGAACAGACACAGAUUUGCUUGGGUCAUUUUAAUGCCCGGCCCAGGUCGCAUUGUAUUUGGAUGAUAAGGUGCAGGUUUUAUGUGUUUGUCACUCAGCAAAUGCACAAACCGACAUAUUGUGUGCCAAGACUAACAUGGCUGCAAGCAAGGGGUUUACAGUGCGUCUGCUAUGAGUCAUCCUGUGUGCAUGAAUGAUGACAGAGUGGUGACGUAUCACACAGCUCAGCAUUUUCCCCAACACAGAUUCAUAUCAACUGUCAUGAUUUUAAUGCCAUUAAAUCAGGUGGAAGAAAGGUGGUGGUUUGAGAAAUAGCUGUUUAAAUCAGCGAUAAGGCUUCUCACCAUACUGAAGGCAGCAUUCAUGGGAGAAUUGAAAGGUUGCUUUCACAGAAAGGCUGAAAAAAAUCACGAGGCAAUAUGUUUGCCAAUAUCAGUACACAGCCUGGUCAGUGCUCGCUUUUGAACUGCUGUUGUUAGUUCCCUAGCUGCUAUCUUGUCAGAAAGUCAGGCAGCUAAGAGUUAGUUAGCUAGCUAGCUAGCUGACAAUGUCCUUCCCUUUUCUGUGGUAAAGCAGAUUAGACCCUGACAGAGGGGCUGGAUCAAACUGGAAGUUGCAACAGAGCUUAUGAGCUAAAGCACUGUCCAUUUUUGACUAGUUGGUGAGCAAUCCCCUCAAAGAAGACUUGUUGAACUUUAGUCAUGCUAAUAUUUUACAAAGAUGACCUUCACAAGCAGAUAUUGCUUUGAAUACAUAUAUAUUGCAACAAAGUAUGGCUAUAUUGAAUGCAACUAAGCAUUAAUGCAGGCACUCACUAGCUUAUUAACAGCUACCCCAUUAGCAGAUCUUCUCAAGAAUGACCUACUGAAUUGCGAAUAUUUUCCACUCUUGUUUGAGGUUAUGGUGUGUGGCUAUUUUUUCACAACAGCAGAAUUUUAUGAAUAAAAAUUGAAAAUUUACUGAGCGGGAUACAUUUUGAUUUAACACAGCAAAAAAUAAGGAAACCCAAAGAGGGUUAGGGUUAGGCACCUGAACCCUAAAGGAUCAGGGUAAGAAGGAAAUGGACGAAAUUAAAAAUAAAUCAGCACAAACUAAGGAACAACCCAACAAGGGUUAGCAUGUCACUUCCUGCCCAAGGUUAAAGGUCGCCCCAUUGUAGAGCCCAAAAUGUCCAGCCAUAGAGGUCUGCAGCCAGAAUCUACUCAAUAAGCUUGACUGCACUGCAAAAAAAAUAUAUAUAUAUGUUUGAUAUGUUUCCAAAACAGUGUAUUUGUAACAUCCCUGUCCAUCAGACAGCACUGAAAAGUUUGUUAGAAUUGAAGGAUCCAGCUCAGUACA